CGCAGCCCGGAUGGUGCGAGGCGCUGACGUCAGACGUGUGAACAACAAACGGUUGUUGGACUUUCACGAGCUAGCUGCCUGCCUGCCUGCCUGCGAAUGGUCGCGUUAGACAAAAACACGUCCGACUUACUGUACUUUCCACCUACUGGAUGCAUACCUUCCUAUAGAAAGCGAAUAAUAGUCAGAACCGAAAGCAGGUGUCGGGUUGGGACGGACGUUGCCCCCACCCCACGGAAACAUGCUGAGGAGAACUCGGUGUGUUUCUAUGUGACGCCUGUUUCUUUUCCAGCCGCCUGUGUUGCCAUUCGAGGCGCUGUGAUGUGAGUCGAGUGUUCGGACCCCCGAAGUGAGACUACUUUAACUCUUAGUUUCUGUACGCCCUAAAUAAUGGACUUCGGGGUGCUACGUGACGCGGCAGGUAUGCGAGCAUCCGCGGGCCUGCGUGUCAUUGCGGUGCUUCGACUGUAGCACGCUAGCUAACUGCAGUUCGGCUCACGUAGUUCAUCCGAAUGAUUUAGCUCGUUACUGUAAAACGGCUCCAUGGCUAAUGCGGUGUAAUGGAAGCGCACUGACUGGCCGGCGGUCCUCUAAAAUACUGCUGUCAACGUUGAUCCAUUCCCGUUUGGUCAAAAAAAAAGUUUGCUCAAUGACUGCUAUUGCUAUUGCACUUGUCACAGAGGCAACUUCUGUGUUAUAAUUUACCACUACAGCAGUCCUCUAUUCAGAAAGCAAUACUCAGAAGUGUCCACUUGAGAAUUUUGCAGCCUAUAAACUCAUAUCCCUGUUAAUUUGUCCAUCCAGGCUGUAUGGUAAGAUUGAAAGGCUUUCGAGUUUAACUGGACAUGAAAACAUGAAUAUCGAAGAGCAGUGUCUCGAGCUGUGCAAUGUCAAGACCAAAACGAGUAUGGACGAUGGUCACCAUAACACUUCCUUCGGUACGGACCCUGUCCGCAUUUCUCAGUUGAUCCCGGACCCCGAUGUCGAUGGGCAGACCGUGGUCCCCUCCGAAACCAUGCCACAGCUCACUGACAACCUUCAGGUGGCCGUGGGGGACAACUGCCAGGUGAAGGACGCUCUAAAAAUUGAUGAGGUCAAUGGCAAUAGACAGACUAGUGGCCAUGCAGGGUCGCCAAACACAACUGACUCAUUCUUUCCCAAUGAUGGGGAUCAUAUGGACAACGCUCCUGUGGAUGAAAUGAAGGACUCUACAGACGCGGAACCUGUAAUGUUUAACGACCCGGAGGAAGAAGACGACUCCGGGGAGAUGGACAUGGGUGUGGACCUUAGCCUGGACGAGAGCGGCGUGCUGGAGGCUGAGACGACUACUGUUAUUUCGCUAUCAGAUGGUAUUUCGAAGCCCUCCGGUCAAGUUGUCCCAGCUGGUAGUGAGGCAGAAAGCCAGUCGGACGCACAGCAAACGGGCAAGCCGUCUGGUACGGACCACGCCGUGCUGUACCCCACGGUGGAGGAACGGGACGAUAAACACAAACUGACUGGCAAGAGAGUGACGUUUCCCUCAGAUGACGACAUUGUUUCUGGAGCAGUGGAACCAAAGGACCCCUGGAGACAUGCUCAGAAUGUGACGGUGGAUGACAUCCUGUCUUCGUAUAAACAGGCCUGUCAGAAGCUCAACUGUAAACCCAUUCCCAAAGUGCUCAAACAGAUUCAGGAACUAAAAGACCUGAGUCAGCGAAACGAGUGCUUGGAUCUAAAAGGUGAAAAGUUGGACUACAAGGCAUGUGAGUCCUUGGAGGAGGUUUUGAAGAGAGUCCAGUUUAAAGUGAUAGACCUGGAGCAGACCAACCUAGAUGAAGACGGCGCCUCUGCUCUGUUUGAUAUGAUUGAGUACUACGAGUCGGCCACACACCUCAACAUCUCCUUCAACAAGCACAUAGGCACGCGGGGAUGGCAGGCUGCCGCUCACAUGAUGAGGAAGACGAGCUCUCUACAGUAUCUGGAUGCGAGAAACACGCCUCUGCUGGACCACUCGGCCCCCUUUGUGGCUCGAGCUCUCAGGAUCAGUGGCAGCCUUGCAGUCCUCCACCUGGAGAACGCCGGUCUGUCUGGUAGACCGCUCAUGUUGCUUGCAACAGCACUGAAGAUGAAUAUGAACCUGCGCGAGUUGUACCUGGCCGACAACAAGCUCAAUGGGUUGCAAGAUUCAGCCCAGCUUGGCAACCUGCUCAAGUUUAACUACAACAUCCAAAUUCUGGACCUGCGAAACAAUCACAUCCUGGACUCUGGUUUGGCCUAUGUGUGUGAAGGACUAAAAGAGCAGAGGAAAGGCCUUGUCACAUUGGUGCUAUGGAACAACCAGCUCACACACAACGGCAUGGGCUACCUUGCUGCUGCACUGCCUUGCACCCAAAGUCUGGAAACACUGAACCUUGGUCAUAACUCAGUGGCCAACGAGGGUGUCCACAAGCUGAAAGACGGACUGAUUGCUAACCGUUCUGUGCUCAGACUCGGCCUCGCCUCCACCAAGCUGUCUUGUGAAGGGGCGGUAGCAGUGGCUGAAUUUAUAGCAGAGAGCCCGAGGCUGCUGCGUCUGGACCUCCGAGAAAAUGAGAUCAAGACAGGGGGACUGAUGGCGCUGUCGCUUGCCCUGAAAGUCAACACCUCUCUGUUGCGCCUGGACCUCGACCGGGAGCCCAAGAAAGAAACUGUGAAAAGCUUCAUUGAGACCCAACGCGCGCUGCUGGCCGAGAUCCAGAACGGCUGCAAGAGGAACUUCAUCCUGGCCAAAGAGAAGGAGGAAACGGAGCAGAUGAUGAGACAGUCGGCAUCCAUGGCUGAAAUUGCCACCGAAGACGGAACAAGAGAAGAAGAGGGGGAGGAGAACAAAGAUGAGGGACAGUCUGAUAAAGAGGGCAAUAAAACGGGAAGUGAAGCCCAGCCGAGCAGUGAAUCGGAGGUGAGCUCGCAGGUGACCGUUUCUCCAAUGAACCUGGACUCUGAUUCUGACACUGAAGAUGAGGAAGAAGUGAUCACGAAGACCUCGUCUGAGCCAAAAGCUCUCUUAAAUGCAGCCCUUCCUCAAAGUGAAGUGGUGGCAGCAACAUCAAGUCCCUCGCACACCCCCCCUCCAUCCUCAAUGAACAUCAUUUCGGGUAUCACCAUCACAGACAGCCCCGUUCCACCGGGCACGCCUCCCUCACCGGGCCGUUGCAUAUCUGUCUCAAGUCCCGGGCGGGGUCACAAGAUCUUCAUGGUGACUCGGGUGGAGAGCCCUCCAGAGUCGCUGGUCAAUGCCAGCCAUGCCGAGGGCCCGUCUAAGAUGACCUUAGAAACGAGCGCGGUCGCAGCCACGAAGCACAAAGACGUUUACGGCGCCUCACUGAAUCACACACGAGAGCCCGGCAGUGGCGACGCCGAUGUCGGCGGCACUUUCAGACCCCCGUUGACAAGUCAAAAAGCACCUUUGUUUGCUCAGCCUGCUUGCUUCUCACCCGAGACCCCUCGUGAAGAACGAACAGAGGUUAAAGAGGCUCCUCCUGUAGUGGAGGAGAACGAAUUACCGACAAGUGGAGACGCCAAAGAGGUCAUCCAGAUAUCAGCAUCCACAACAGAGCAAGUCACGCAGUAUUCCGAGUGUCCGGACGACGCUAAAGACGUGGAUGUCAGCUCCUCGACUGUGACAGAGGACGACAGCCUUGGUCCAAAACCCGAUGAGGAACAUCAGCAAUCUAAGCCAGAUGGACAGGAAGUAGCAGAGCCUGUCCUCUCUGACCAAACGACAUCGGUCACUGCCGUCCAACCCCACGUGCAGGACUCUGCAGACCGCGGCGAGCAGGAAGUCGCCGCUUCGCUUUUGCCCAAUGGCCUGAAACCCGAAUUCUCCCUCCACCUCCUCGAUCCCGACAGCCCCAAGUCUGGCAGCUGUGUCAUGGAACACGUGAGUGUGAACUGCACACAAGACCUGGAGGACCUGCUGCUGGAAGCCAGUUUGGACACUGGCAGGGAUGCGCCAUGAAGGAGCUUUGACAGGUCCUGCCAGGACGCAAGGAUUCAAGAACUUUCUCCCUUUGCCGCAUUUUUCUGAACCUCAGCAAACCCCAAACAACUUUUCCAAAGGACAGAAGAGUCAAAAGCGCUUGUUCUGCCAAGACUCGAAGGACACAAAAAGAAAAAGUAAUAAUUGUGACAUCACUACAUCAACCACUGAGUGUGUGCGCGUGUGUGAGUGCGCGUGUGAAAGGAACAGCAUCACUAUGCUGUCAUCACUACAAUUUUGUGAUUCUUUACACGGUGACGAGGGAUCGUCCAGCGCUCGGAGCGCCGCCGCUGGCGGUCUGGAGGGAUGAAAUAGAACACUAACCAAAGACCAAUCUUUCUGAUGCGUGUGUGUAUGUGUUUGUCUUCAGGAAAGCUUUUUAGGGGUAGAGCAUAAGUCUCGACGACACACAAAUAAUUCCAAUCGUGGACCCGGCCGAGCACACCUGCCGGCUUUGAUGUCACUGCUCUUGUAUCCGGUGACAAUAAAGAGUUUUUGUCCUCCUUUCCUGUCAGUCGAAAGUUUGAAGGGACCUGCGCCACGUGACCUCUCCGCUUUUGUCCUGUCCGGUUGUCGUUUUGGCCCCUCAGGAAUCAACACGAACCAAACCUGGAGCCAUGAGCUCCGUUGCUUCUUUAUCAGGUUGCUCAGAUAAAAAUAAAAUCUCUACUUUUUCUCC
Syngnathoides biaculeatus (alligator pipefish) is the source of this 4673-nucleotide messenger RNA. RefSeq names its product protein phosphatase 1, regulatory subunit 37 (gene ppp1r37). Bases 851 to 3973 code for a protein of 1040 amino acids. Lineage: Eukaryota; Metazoa; Chordata; Actinopteri; Syngnathiformes; Syngnathidae. Gene Ontology annotation, molecular function: protein binding. The transcript is spliced from 13 exons. The record is from RefSeq and is a predicted model, not a curated record.